CACACACACACACCUGGCAAAUCUUACAGGAGAAAGGCUUUCCGGGAGCUGUCUUGUUUUCUAGGAAAUCAACAUGAAAAUCGAAGGUCUCGCGCGCACACCGCGGGAGCCCCACCUUCCCCGCACCAAGCGCCCGGCCUGAGCCCCGGGCAGGGCAAGCGGGGGUCCCGGGCGAGGACGGAAGGCGCGCGCGCGGCGGGGCGGGUGACCAGGUGGACCGGCAGGGCCGGAAGAGGGCUCGGAGUUGGCUGGCGGGCGGCGCCGGAGGCAGGUGCCAGCGGGAGUGGGCGGGGGCGACCCGGCGUCACCCUCCUCCGGGGGCCGGGCGCGCACACCAGCUCGGCCCGCGGAGCCGGGGGCACGGGCGUCCCCGCCGCCCGCAGGAGGAGCCCGAGCGGCCGCAUCCUCCGGAGAGACGCCGUGGGCUCCGCAGCCGCCCUCCCCCUCCUCCGAGAGGCGAGCGCCGCCCGUCCCCGCGCCCCGAGCCUCCACCUGCCGCGGACUCUCGGGCUGCCGGGCGCGGGGCUGAGAAGGUGCGAGAAACAGGGCCCCGGGAGACAGCGGCUCUCGGGGACCGCUCCGCGCAGAGAGGGGACGCCCUUCCACGCCGCCAGCCCCCGCGCGUUCGGCGCCCCGGCCCCGAGUUCAAGGGCCACCGCCCUCGGAGGGGGCUCUCCGCGCGGGCAGCGCCCCGUCCCGGGGCUCCGGCGCCUCGCCCCACCACCACCACCCCGCGGCGGGGCCAUGCCGGGGCUGCGCCGGGACCGCCUGCGGACCCUGCUGCUGCUGGGCGUGCUGCUGGCCGCCGACCUCUACUUCCACCUCGGGCCCCGGGUACGGCGCCGGCUGCGGCCCCGGGAGCGCCCGCCCGGCUGCCCGUGCGCCCACCGCGCCGCCACCUCGGGCCCUCGGCCGGCCGCGCGCCACGUUCCCCCGGCCGAGCCGGACGGCGGCGGCCCCGGCUCCAAGCUGCGGGCCCUCUUCGCGCACCCGCUGUACAACGAGCCGGAGAAGCCGCCGCUGCUGGGGCCCGAGGACUCGCUCCUGGCCGGCCCCGAGGCGCUGCGCUAUUACCGGAGGAAGGUGGCCCGCUGGAACAGGCGACACAGGAUAUACAAAGAGCAGCUGAAUCUCACUUCCCUGGAUCCCCCACUGCAGCUCCGCCUGGAGACCAGCUGGAUCCAGUUCCACCUGGGGAUCAGCCGCCACGGCCUGUACUCCCGGUCCAGUCCUGUCGUCAGCAAACUUCUCCACGACAUGAGGCACCUUCCCACCAUCAGCGCUGACUACAGUCAGGACGAGAAAGCCUUGCUUGGAGCCUGCGACUGCACCCAGAUCGUGAAACCCAGUGGGGUCCACCUCAAACUGGUUCUGAGGUUCUCGGACUUCGGGAAGGCCAUGUUCAAACCUAUGAGACAGCUGCGAGAUGAAGAGACGCCCGAGGACUUCUUCUACUUCAUUGAUUUUCAGAGACACAACGCUGAGAUUGCAGCUUUCCAUCUGGACAGGAUUCUGGACUUCCGACGGGUACCACCGACCGUAGGGAGGCUAGUCAAUGUCACCAAGGAAAUCCUGGAGGUCACCAAGAAUGAGAUCCUGCAGAGUGUUUUCUUUAUCUCUCCAGCCAGCAACGUGUGUUUCUUCGCCAAGUGCCCGUACCUGUGCAAGACGGAGUAUGCCGUAUGCGGCAACCCGCACCUGCUGGAGGGCUCCCUGUCCGCAUUCCUGCCGUCCCUCAACUUGGCCCCCCGGCUGUCCGUCCCCAGCCCUUGGAUCCGCUCCUACUCGCUGGCGGGCAAAGAGGAGUGGGAAGUCAACCCUCUUUACUGCGACACGGUGAAGCAGGUCUACCCGCACAGCAGCAGCGGCCGCCUCCUCAACAUCAUCGACAUGGCCAUCUUCGACUUCCUGACGGGAAACAUGGACCGGCACCACUACGAGACGUUCACCAAAUUUGGGGACGACGGGUUCCUGAUUCACCUCGACAACGCCAGGGGGUUUGGACGGCACUCCCACGACGAAAUCUCCAUCCUCUCGCCACUCUCCCAGUGCUGCCGAAUAAAAAGGAAAACACUCUCGCACCUGCAGCUGCUGGCCCAAGCCGACUACAGACUCAGCGAUGUAAUGAGGGAGUCGCUGCUGGAAGACCAGCUCACGCCUGUGCUCACAGAGCCGCACCUCCUCGCCCUGGAUCGCAGGCUCCAGACUGUCCUCAGGACCGUGCAGGGCUGCAUAGAGGCCCACGGAGAGCACAGCGUCGUGGCCAACGGCCCCACGGGACAGUCGGCCCCAGACUCCGGCCCCAGCUAGGGGCUGGACGAGUCCAACCUCGGGAACUACGCCUGGAGCCCGUGGUGGACUCUGGAGUGUGGACCACAGUGUCCUCGCAGGCCCCAGCCAGGCUGGGGCCUGGGUCAGGAGCUCACGAAGCAGGCAGGGCACUGGGAUGAUUCCAAAAGAGCAAAAGAAGUGGGACCCACUGCACUUUCCUCCUUGGAGCACUGCCCUGGCUCCCCAUCAUCUCCCCAGAAGCUCGGCUUCAAGGCCACAGACCACCUGCUAAGCCCACUGGGAAAUCUGGACACGGGCCGGCCUGGAAGCCUGGCUCCCAGCAGAGAGCAUUAACUGUAACAAAUAAAAUUACGGGACAUCAGAUGGACACCCCCAGAUCUUUAUUACAUCUACAAGGAUAAUUCCUGAUCCAGAUUAAUAAACAUCUGGCAUCUCACAAGCAGACCCCCCAAAACAGCCCUAAAUCUGGUAACUCCACCUGGUUCAAAGUAGUCUGCACACUUUCUAUUCAUAUUCUAAACACUGUGGCCCAGCCUGAACACAAUAAUCCCUACUGACUGGUCCUAAAGUAAUUUCUCAGAAGUGUUAUUACAAGAGGUGAAAAUAACACAGGGAUUUGCUCAGAGUAUCAGCAAAGGGAUAUUUCAAUCCGAAGAGUAAACGUCAACUGAAAUAACAUCAAGGCUGUCAAAGCUGGCACCCAGCAACAAUAGAAGGCAAGGCGAGGGUGGCCCUGAAGCACAGUCAGGGCCGACCCGAGCCCACCGGUGAGUCCUCCUCCCCUCAGGCUCAGGAACUGUCCCCCACCAGUGCCCAAGCGCAGCAGGGCUGUCUGGAGAAGCCUGGCACUCUGGAUGCCACCCCCCUCUGCUCACUCAAAACACUAAGUCAAGUUUACUUUCCAAGCCUCCCUCAAAAGUGGGCAUCUCAGGGGUUUCCUGUCCCUUCAGCCUCCUCCCUGCUGACCCGCUCCUGUCUGAAUAGGAGACUGUUUCUUAUUCAACAAUCCACGAAAACACACAGGAUAGGCGUGUAUUCACAUUAAUCACUCAGCAAGUAAAAACGGCUGAUUUCAUCCGCUCAGCUUUUCUGGUACAGGCCAGAGGCACAAAUACCAGUACGAGUGGGGUGGGAAGAAGCUGUCGCUAAAGCGGGUAUGAGGUCAAGACGCCCCUAGACGUCAUCCAAGACGUCUGCCGUGUGCCCAGAGACAGGGGCGCUUCCGGCCCAGCCCGGCUGCCCCCGUCGCUGGUACGCUGCCCCGAACCUACGUCCCCGUGAUAGUGAUACCAUUUCCAUUCACGGAGCACGUUCUCCACGUGCGAAAGUCAAACGCAGGCUUCCAAUCCUCCCCAACAGACAGGAUCCCUGACCCCCAGUGUACCUCCAAGAAAACUAAGGCUCAGGAAGGUUAACUAAAAUCACGCAACUUAAUGAUUCAAAACUAUCCCAAAGCGUUCUUUCCACUGUAACGCAAAACUCAACAGCAUCUCACCCAAUUCACGCAGUUGUAUUUGUUGGCUUUAAAACGAAAACCAGUCUUCAGUAGAGGAACCUCAAUCCCAGAGCCUCGUGUUACUGAGGCGUCCCUACUGCUGCUCAAGGCCUCCCACUUCACAGAUGGUUUCUUCUACUUCAAGCCUGCGUUUCCUCUUGGAGGGGGAGCCAGGUAAUCACACACAGCGGAGCGAGAGGAGAAUAUUCAGGCGAAGGUGUUCAGAGACUAUAGCACAAAAUGGUCUGAACUUCCAAAUUGCAGAGGCUCAGGAAGGCAGGCCCAGCUCCACCUCGACCCGGCCUCUUCCAUGACAACGGACUAGUUUUCAGAUGGCCUACAAUAAAAAUGCUGGCGUACUUUACAGACUGAGAGUAAGAGAACUGAGUUUGACCACAGUAUGUCGCGUACCUAGAUAUUUCAUCAUUCACCCAUUAUUUUUUCACUAAUACCAAAAUUAAGCCUCUACCAUUUGUCAAAAAUACCAGAAAACAAAAGACCCCAGUCUUAGAUCUAUCAAGUUCUUCCAGCACGCUCAUUUUGGACCACUGUUCAAUUUUCCAUGACAUAAAAACUCUCCUGUCUCUAGGUUAAGAACUUUUCGUGUUUUCCUGUCAGUACUACUGACAGCAAACUAAAAAAUGAAAGGGAACCGACAGCCCACGAGCUGGUGGAGAAAGCCGUCUGGAGGAACUCACUUAGCCUCCCCCAAAGUCAGGAGGACAAUCUGAGUCUGAAGACGGUAAAAAGGGUAGUUGAUUCUCUUAUCUGUGGUAGUUUUAUGGUUGAUGAGUCACCAAGGACAUGGAAUCAGCGGAGACAGCCGCCUUCCCCUAGAAGCGAUACAGGGCUAUAGGUUCCUGUGAGAGCCUCUGGUGACAUUCCUGUCAACCUACCAAUACACAAUCUUGAUUCCUGUGUUACGGUGUGUUGAAGACACCUCAGUUAGUAUCCACUGUUGCUUCAUGAACACUGAGCUCGGCCAACGGCGCUGCCGCUCACGCCUGAGAGAAGCUGGCUGACACGUACCCCUCUAGAGACCCACCACAGCCAUCUCACCCUCGGGACCCCCAACCAGGACACGAGCACUCCUCUGGGGGCCACUUUAAAUAGAGAAAUCACCAACAGGAAGUACAAAAAUGCAAAAAAGUGGCACUAAAUAGACCAAAACAAGGGCAUCUGAUCCCAGCUGAAACUAGAAGGCAGAGUGUGCCUGGUCUGACCUCCGCCAGGCACUCGCGUGUCGGGAGACGCGGGCCCCUCUCCACUCAAGUCUGGGAAUGACUGUGACAGUGCCGGGAGUACUGAUUUGGGGGUUACAAAUGAAUUUCAGCAAGUACGCAAAUUUGCAAAGUUCGCAAAUAUAGCAUCCGUGAACAACGAGGACCGACUGUAACUGACUUUGAGGCUAACAAAGAUGAUAAAAAGCCCUCCAUCUAGUGGUGACUUAGAAAACCACAAAGCUACUUAAGCUACACUGGCAGAGAGCUUUCGCAAAACGAAAAAAUUCUGCUCAUUAGUGGCUUGGGUUUUUAGGCAGCAUCAAGAUGCAGUCACAGCUCUGGACUUCUGUCAGUCCACAAAUUUUAACUUUAUAACGCACACAGUAACACUGACUGCUGUGUGAAACUCCUUAGGGUAAGAAGGGAGAGAUUUACCAUUCUCCCUUUUAUGUUCUCUCCACAGUCUUUCCUGAUGGCUAUUAUGAUGGCGAUCAACACACUGCUUCUCCAUGUUGUUUCAGCCCAUCUAGAAGUACACUGCCAGGGCCUAACAAAAAUACAAAAAGGGUUCAGCUGUUCAUCUGUGGUUGGAGAGAAAGCAAUAUUAAGAAAACUAACAUCGUACUACUUCAAUUUUACACUGUCAAUAUUUAAGUCAUUAAAAUACAAAAAGGGAUUUCAUAUAAGCCAGUGUUUUAGAGGGAAAAUUAAACUACAACCAGCAGUACAGUCAACCCAGGAAAAUGUUCUUCAGUUAUAUUCUGUUGUGACUCAAAAGGUUCCAACUCCAGCAGGUUGAGGGAGGGGAUUACUGAAUCUGGACAAAGUGCAUGUGUUACAAAGUCGCACAGCUUAAGCAGUGUUCUGGGCAAUACAACAUUAUCUCCAACUUCACUGGAUGUAAAUGAAUUAAUUCCAAUAUGCUAAUGAAUUCAAUUUAAUCGUCCCCGCCUCAGAAAUGAGAAAUGUUAGAAAUGACUUUGUAUGUAUGCGAAAUAUAGAAGCAUACCUAAAUAUAUGAAUGCACAUAUUAAAUUUAAACCAAAGAGUAUGCUGACCUAGAAAUGACAUCCCCCAUUAAGUGUGGGAAAGUUCCAAAGCCAGAGAACCAGUCUACCCUCAAUAAAAAGGAAAUCUUUGACCUCUGA
This is a messenger RNA of Delphinapterus leucas (beluga whale), 6158 nucleotides long. It is a transcript of the gene FAM20A, whose product is annotated as FAM20A golgi associated secretory pathway pseudokinase. Lineage: Eukaryota; Metazoa; Chordata; Mammalia; Artiodactyla; Monodontidae. Gene Ontology annotation, biological process: enamel mineralization. Gene Ontology annotation, cellular component: Golgi apparatus. The record is from RefSeq and is a predicted model, not a curated record. Gene Ontology annotation, molecular function: protein serine/threonine kinase activator activity.